Pomacea canaliculata is the source of this 1393-nucleotide messenger RNA. RefSeq lists its product as uncharacterized. NCBI's taxonomy places the organism in Eukaryota, Metazoa, Mollusca, Gastropoda, Architaenioglossa, Ampullariidae. The transcript is spliced from 5 exons. The record is from RefSeq and is a predicted model, not a curated record. Bases 16 to 882 code for a protein of 288 amino acids.
GAAGUUCAGGGGACGAUGAAUGUGUGUGCGUGUGUGAGUUUAAUUGUGAGGUAUAUAGGAGCUCUGCCUGCCGUCAGAAGGCAACAGCAGCCCUCCUCUUCCUCUCAGCCUCCUACAGCUGCAUCGCUCGAGCCGAUUUCCCACCCAGGCCAUUGCAAGAUGACGUCACUUCCGGUAUUGGCAUGCUGCCUUCUGCUCGGUCUCUUCGUCGCCAUUUGGGCCCAGGACGCGGUGACGACGGUGGAACCUCCUUCCAUGAAAGACAUCGAGGGGAAAAUCAAAGACAACGAUGACCAAGCCCCCAAAGUGUUGAAGCACAUGUGCGAGCAGAUGAUCGACGAGAUGGAUGAAAUGGAGGCUGAACCAAAAGAAAAGAGAAGCAAGCGGUCUGCAGGCUAUGGCUAUGGUGGUCUUGUUAACUACGGCUCGGCCUACGGCGACGACGGCUACGCUGGCGGCUAUGGUGGCUAUGCAGGAGGCUACAACAACGGAGGCCACAUCAGCUAUGACCAGACCUAUUCUCAUUCUCCAGUCCUGACUUUCGUCAAGGGCUUCAGACCCGGCAAGUCCUACGUGGAACAGGGCAAGGUGAUCCGCAACUACUACCGUCACGGCUCCUACGAGGUUGCCCUCCAGCACUACAAGUUCAUCCCCGUCAUCAAGGUGGUCCCAUUCACAUCCUAUAACACCAUCGGCUACACUGGACACAUUCAAGCCGCUAACGACUACACCGCCACCAUCUGCAAGGACUGCUACUACGGCUACCCCAAGAUCGACGUCAUAGCCAACAGGUCCCCCUACAGCUACGUCACCCGCCGUUUCGUGUACCUUCCCGAGUCCUACAACAUCGUGGGUGGUUAUGGCAACCAUGGAGGAUAUUAAAAUAUGGCGGACACACUUACAAGGUCACGUGAAGUGGUAUCACUAUGGCUGAGGAGAACUCUUGAGCUUUACAAGAUUUCAUGGAGAUAGCAUAUUAUAGUUUCUAUAGUCUGUGGUAUAGGUUUGCACUAGCGCAAUUAUUAUUGGCUUACUCAUUUGAGGACGAAAACAAAUGUUUCGUUUCAACUGGUCUGCUGAUAAUCCUUUGCUGUACGGUGGCUCUGUUCAGAUUAGUUUUUAAUGUCUUUUUACGAAUAAGGACUGUUGAAAGAAAAAAAAAGAAUUUGAUCUUUUUUUUAUAUAGACUUCUUCCUGAUUAAGCUAGACGACUAUAUAAGUUAAAGGUCAAGUUUUACUAACGACAGUUUUUCUCACAUUUUUGAUUGUGAAAUCGCUAUCGUGUACAGUUCGGUAAAUCACUGCUGUUUCGUGGCUGCCUUUGUACAGCGAAUGAUUGCUAGUGUACAAGAUGCUUCCCGUUUGUGAGUAAAGACUGUUUUGAACUACAAAA